Thunnus maccoyii (southern bluefin tuna) is the source of this 768-nucleotide messenger RNA. RefSeq names its product progonadoliberin-1-like. The transcript has 5 exons. Gene Ontology annotation, molecular function: hormone activity. The record is from RefSeq and is a predicted model, not a curated record. Gene Ontology annotation, biological process: multicellular organism development. NCBI's taxonomy places the organism in Eukaryota, Metazoa, Chordata, Actinopteri, Scombriformes, Scombridae. The coding region runs from base 381 to 677 and encodes 98 amino acids. Gene Ontology annotation, cellular component: extracellular region.
CAGGCUUCUGUACGACAUUCAUAAUACAUUACAGUUCUCCACUUACAUUACAAGCUUUUCACCAGUUCAUGUAAUCUUCCUGUCUUACUGUUUUGUCCCUGCUGCGUCUUUGCAGAACUGCGACCUGUCUGGCUGUGAUCUACAAGAAGCAAACCUGAGAGGAUCCAAUGUGAAAGGAGCCAUUUUUGAAGAGAUGCUGACCCCGCUGCACAUGUCCCAGAGUGUCAGAUAACUCGGUUACACGCCUACAAGUCCGUGAAGUGUUGGGCUUUUGACACGAAAGGAAGCAGCAUAUAAACCUUGGAAAAUGCUCAGCAGCAGCAGCAUCGGCUUCCACAAAGGACAGCAGCCAAGAACAAAUCAGAGAAGCAGCUUGCCUUAUGCACAGAAGAAUGGCUAUGCAAACCCUGGCACUGUGGUUGCUGCUUCUGGGCUCAGUGGUGCCACAGGUCUGCUGUCAGCACUGGUCAUAUGGACUGAGCCCAGGAGGGAAAAGGGAACUGGACAGCCUUUCAGACACACUGGACAAUGUAGUUGAGGGGUUUCCACAUGUGGACACACCUUGCAGUGUUUUGGGUUGUGUUGAGGAAUCGCCUUUCGCCAAAAUCUACAGAAUGAAAGGAUUUCUUGGCAGUGUGACCAACAGGGAGAAUGAACACAAAAAUUAUAAAAAAUGAUGAUUAUUUGAUUCUACAAUAAAUAAUCAUAUUGGCAUAUCUACAUUGUUUUCUGUACUACUUUUAAUGAUUAUGAUAGAAUCCAUUUUUA